This is a messenger RNA of Magnolia sinica, 1373 nucleotides long. Its product is annotated as probable cytokinin riboside 5'-monophosphate phosphoribohydrolase LOGL10. The record is from RefSeq and is a predicted model, not a curated record. The transcript has 4 exons. Bases 116 to 1006 code for a protein of 296 amino acids. Lineage: Eukaryota; Viridiplantae; Streptophyta; Magnoliopsida; Magnoliales; Magnoliaceae.
UGACAAUGCUUGAAAGCGAAUCUAAUUCCUAAAUCCCCUCUACGAAAAUCCAUCCACCAUUUUAAAGAGGAGGAAGAAGAAGAAAAUCUCUGCUACAUUUCCUUAGGAUCUGAAAAUGGGAUUUUCCAUGACUUUUUCUCUGGAUUCUCAGUUUCUGUACAGAAAUACUACUCAUCAGAGAAUGAUGAAGCUUCAUGUGAAGAAUCAAGCUUCAUGUUUUAAGCUUAAAUCUAAGAUUCUCUCUGGAAGAAUUCUCAUGUGCAGGAAUGAGUCUAUUGAAUUUUCAGAAAGAACAAGCCCAGAUGAGGUGAAAAAAGAGAUACAGGGGUGCUAUGAACUCAUACAUAGGCUUGGAAGAGGAGUCAUCUACCUGGGUUCUUCGAGAGUGAAGACUGACCAUCCACAUUACUUGCAAACAUUAGAGCUGGGGAGAGAGAUUGCAAGCCUUUUGGACUGCACCUCAUGGACAGGAGCAGGCCCGGGUCUGAUGGACGCCGCUACUAAAGGUGCUCUCAAAGCACAAAAACCAGUGGGUGGAUUCAAGAUAGACAAAGAAGCAGGCCAAUGGACAUCAUCAAAAUUCCAUCCCUACCUCCCUUCUGAAACCUAUCUUACUUGCAGGUUCUUCUCCGCAAGGAAGCACGGAUUGGUCGACGCGGUAGUGAGGAACACCCCAUCGGAACGGACGGCCGUGGUCGCAUUGCCCGGCGGGAUUGGUACUCUAGAUGAAAUCUUUGAGAUACUAGCCUUACUUCAGCUGAAAAGGAUAGGAUCAACACUUCCUGUUCCCUUCAUACUAAUGAACUAUGACUCUUUCUAUUCAAAGCUUUUAGGUUUCCUUGAUGAUUGUGAAGAUUGGGGUACUGUUUCCAAAGGAGAGGUUGCAGCACUGUGGAAGGUAUGUAGUGAUAACUUUGAAGCUUUGGAGUAUUUGGCAGAGUUCUAUAAUCUCCCUCAAAGUAGAAGAAAGUAUAAAAAUGAAAUUGGAAGAGAUAGUAGUAGUUGAAGUGAGGAGAGUUUCAGUUGUUAUAGGAGUUCCUUCAUCCAAUCCCAAAGCUUGUAGGAGACCAUGGAAAGAACUGAAUAUCAAUGUUCUCGUAGCUCUAAAGAUGGAUUGGGAAAUUUUGGACAUGAAAAAUUCAUGAUUUGAAAACUGAAAAAUCUUGACUCUGACCCUAUGUUUGAUUCGGCCGGGUUGACUUGAUGACUUGAGACUGAGUCUUGUUACUUGACUCGACUCGGUAUUUGAUAUCUAAAUGUUGUAGUGGAAGUAGAUAUUUAAAAUAGUGAGCUUUGUUAAGUGCACAGGCAUGUGCAGUAAGACUCAUGUACACGCCAGAUCCAAUCCAUCCAUCAAGUUGGUUGAUCUUCUA